UGCUUCACCAUUUUGCCCACACCUGCAAGCAAGUGACUCCAUCUACUGUAAAAUAAAUCAAUGAACGAAGUACACAAAAGAGUGUAUACAAAAAUGUAUAUUUCACGAGGGAAAUAUAGUUUGCAUUCACUGAAACACUCAGGCUUCCCUGACACUGUCUGUGAGGACUGACUGAGCAUUACCAGGCUAAUUUGGAAAAACUCUUCUAUCACUCAGCUUCACAUCACUCCUUGCGUCACGUGGUGCGCCUCUGACUGGGUGGUGGGCGUGUCUUAAACAGUGGGGUUUCAUUCAUAAAUACGUUUAGCUUUAAAAUCCACAUUAAAGUGUUCACAGAAGAGUUUCAUGUUAUUGGCUUUGCCCUUCCACCCCUGCAUGGACCCGGCCAGUUGAGUAGCCAUGCAGCACUGCCGUCCUGUUGCUCCGAGGCCAGUGGGCCAGUCCUGAGGGGGAACAGUGCUGCUCAGGCUCAGUCAGCUGGUUGGGCUGAGGUGGCCGAGAGGAUGCAGCAAGGGAGCUGAGGAGGAGACUCCUGAGCCACUGCCUGACACACACAUCCAGAGCUGCUGCUGCGCACUGCCCUCCAUCAGGGGGGACUCUCUAGUUGGCCUGGACCAUGAGCAAUGAGUCUACCGUCUGGAACAUCCUACCAGAAAACUCUACAGAGAUCCCAUUCGAGGCCGCGGAGCAGCAAGAUGGCUAUGUGCUCCUCCUGGUGAUCUUCUCCAUCUUCCUGGUAGGAACGGUGACCUUCAUCUCUGUCUUCCUCAUCGCCUGCCGCCGCUGCUGUCGAGGAGGGCAAUGCUGUGCCAGGGCCAGCGAUGACCCUGAGAAAACCAACACCACCUACGUGGAGGACUCUCAGCCCACCCAUGAAAUCACCAUCAGGGUGGAUGAGUCAGAGUGCCUGUCAAUGGCCAGCUCUCACGACCAGGAGACUGAGCGCUUCCUCUCUACGGGCACCACAGGCCGCCGCGUCUCCUUCAAUGAGGCUGCGCUCUUCGAUCAUGGCAAGAAGGCCCAGGAGAAGGGCCGCAGGUACACUCUGACAGAGGGCGACUUCCACCACCUGAAGAACGCCCGGCUCACACACCUCCACAUCCCUCCCCCGGGCCUCAAGAUAGUCACUAUCCAUGAGUGCGACUCGGCCGAGAACAGCAUAACCAUGACGGCGCGCCCUGUCGCUAAGUCAGCACUUUCCAUCUUCCAGCCGAUGCUGUGCCCCCUACCACAAACGGCGUUGACCAGCCUGAGUGUCAAUCCCAGCUGUGCCCUCCCCGGAGAUGCUUUUAACUCUGUGGUGGACACCAGCUUCAGCAAGAACACUAUUGCUCUCAGCGUUAAAGAGCCAAGCUCCAGCUCUAUCGAGAUGAUGGGAGCGGGGCCCCGGGGCAGAUGCAGCAGUGUCAGUGUUGGAGAAGGGGCCGCGGUGAGGAGCGGUGGUGCCCCUCACGCUGGCGGCAGUGCAGGAAGCCAGGGGCCCGUGCUGCAGUUCUUCACUAAACUGCGGCGCCAUGCUAGUCUGGAGGGGGCCAGUCCCUACUUCAAGAUCAAGAAAUGGAAGCUGGACAGCAGCCAGAGAGCCUCAAGUUUGGACACCAGAGGCUCUCCAAAAAGGAGACAGUUCCAGCGCCAGCGAGCCGCCAGCGAGAGCAUGGACCAGGACGACAACGACGCGCACCACAUAGACCUCAUCCAGUACAUCGCCCGCACCCAGGACAUCACCUACUGUCCCAGCCACCCCACUACACGCCUCCUCUCGCCUCCAUCCACACCACCCCCCUCCCUCGGCAGGGUAGAGGUAGAGGUGAUGGUGGAGCCCAGCUGCAGCCAUGGAGGACCAGGGGUGAUUGGCCUGUCCCCUGAUCCCCAAGACGAAGCACUGCCCCUGGCAAGAAGGGAAGGUGCAGACCCUUCGGACCCCCUAGAACCCCAGGACCCCCAGUCCCAUUACAAUGACAUCUGGACCCUACGCGCGACACUGGAACAAUACGCCGCCUCUGAUCAGAGCAGCAACAAUGACAGGAACUCUGUCUGCAGUGAUGCUGAAAGUGUGUGUUCGCUGGGCGUGCGCACAGAGACAGAAAGAGGAAGGUUGCUCAGCUACCCGUCCCAGGAUUUAGGGGAUGAGGCAGAGGGCGGCGAUGAUGACAAGGACAUUUCGAUGUAUAUGGAUGAGAGGUUGGGGGUGAAGGAGGGAAGAAAGAGGAAACAGGAAAGCACAGAGUCAGAGCGAGGGAGCAGCGACGGAGAAACAGGGACUCGUAAAUUGCUGCAGAUGGACAGCGGCUAUGCGUCGAUAGAGGCUCCUUCUCGUGGUCCAGAAGACCUGCGACUGUUUGGGAGCUUUAGCAGCAGCCCUAAGGACAGAACCGCCCACGAGAAAAGGCACCACUUUACCAACGCAGGGCGGACUGGCACUGUCGGCGAGAGCUUUGAGUCUCAUCUCUUCGAGGAGGAGCCUGAGGAAGAGUUGUUGUUGGGUGCCAGUGGAGGAGUUUCCGUAGAAACAAGUGCUGGUUCACUGAGCUGGUUCCCAUAUGGUCAGAUGCUCACACCGCGAGAGGCUGCGCAGCCUUCACCUCAACCGCCGGCGCUGCACCGGCGAGAUUACAGCAUAGACGAGAAGACGGACGCCCUCUUCCACGAGUUCCUCCGCCACGACCCUCAGUUCGACCAGCAGGAGUCACCGCUAAGGAAGCACCGGUCCCGAAUCCACCUCCGCAAGCAGUGGCAGCGGCACAAGCAGUGGAGUGACCCUGGUGUCAGACACUUCCAGUCCUCUUUUGACAGACAGCGGACCCCGCUACGGAGGGGUGAGAGUGUGAACUACCCACUGGACACAAGUUACCACAGCACGCUGCCCCGCAUUGUCAGUGCUCCAGACGAGGAGACCAGCGACGGGACCGGCAGCACUCCUGAUACUCCGAAGGAGCCCACGAAUACUAAGAGUGGGGGCAAGGACAGGGAGCAGAGUGUCACUGUCAGAGACUCUGGGGACCAUGCCUCCUCCUCCUCUCCUCCACCACCUCAUCAUCCCUUCAUCUCAGAGAAAGAUGAAAGGCUGGGGGCGCACCACGAGCCUCAGGAGGACAGCAAACAGUCUGGACUCCCUCCCGAGCCCCCGGACGAGCGCUUGCCCCCUCAGCUGUCCAACUCCUCAGGCUACGGCCCGCAGACCAUCACAGCAGAGCUCACAGACAAACUGGCUGCUAACCUUGAUGAGAGGCUGUACACGGGCCUUCGCAGGGCCAAGGACACAGCCACUGAGUGCGUGACGGUGGCGGCCACACACACUUCUCCGGACCACAGCCCAGUGUAGCAGGGCUUCAGUCGUCCUCCUCGUCAAACUCACUCCUGCUGAAACACACGUUUCUUCCCGUUUUGAUGCGUCUCGCCUCCGUUUUAAACUUCUCUGUGUACAGCUUGAAUGGUGUGAUCCAGGCCCAUUAACACACUAUGAAAAGUAUGCUUUAAAUCAUCAUCUUACAUACAACUGAUGCACUAGAAAUGCAGCCAGUCUGUCUGUCUUCACGCCUGUUAACAUUACAAAGCUCUUCAACGUUUUACAUUUUUCAUUGAUGUAGAAAGAUUCAUUUCAAAAUAAUAGACAUAGCUAACAUAUCAAAAACCAGAUGGUUUUAGUAAUAAUUGUUUCUGUGUCUAUUUCCAUCUCUACUGCUGCCUUCCUGUCUCUGCUCUCCAGUAUGAUUAAGUGAAGCUGAGGGCUAAUAUGGCCUCUGUACUUGUUGAUCCACUGUGAAACCAGGUGCUAUUAGAGGAGUAGAAAGCUAUAGUUCUGGACGCAACAGCUAGUCGCACGAUCAUGCAUUAGUGGAAAAAUAAGUCGCUUUUAUCACUAUUUAUGGGCUACAAAAUGAUUUCAAAUACCAACAUUAAUCAAUUAAAGCUAUAAGAGGCAUACUUAAGUUGUUGACACUGGAGGUUUAGAUCAGUAGUUCCCAACCUGGAGGUCCCAAGAGAAAUCUGAUUAUAUGUUUCUAUUACUAUUUAGUUUGGUUUUGUCUUAAGCAAUCAGUACUUAAGGACCACUCUGUCCCACUAACGCCAUUUUCAGUCAACGUGGAAGCUAUGAUAGCGAUUGCUAGGAGCAGUUAAGGUUUGAUUGAUGAAAUAUGUCUAUGUACAAUAUAAUAGUUAUUAUAUAAGUCGACUUACAACAACCUGUACAGCUACGUCAUCUCAUCCAUGCUUGUUGCCAUGUUUCAUGGAUGUAGCUAGGUAACUAGCUAUGUAGGAAGAUAAUGGCCCCAUUCUUAAUCCCGCCCACAAAGCUCUGAUUGGUGCAUUGUUUCUCCAAUUGUGGUAAACACCCCUCAAGUCAUUAGGUCAUUGGGUCUCAAGUAGACAUUAUUUGAUUUUAAGGGGCCACAAGCCAAAAAAGGUUGGGAACCACUGGUUUAUAAUAACAGUUAGCAAAGGCCAGGACAGUUCUCAUAAAGUGUUCUUUUGAAAAGGAAGAUAUCCUUUGAUCCUAACUGUGGGUCAUGAUGACUGGUCACGACGUUUGUUGUUUUUGACUGAAAAGGCUUUUCAGCUAUGUGACAACUUUGUGUUGUUUAUUCUUUAUUUUAUUUUAUGAAUUGUAAUAUAUUUUUGAAGGUCUGCAUUGCUUAAAUGACAAUGAAAACUGAGAGUGUGGCAGGUUUGAAGAGGACAGGUUCAGAACUAACAAACCAGACAGCCACUAGCACUCCGGUCACAGAUAUCACAGUAAUCUCCAUAAACUAUGACUCUUAGUGCUCUCUUAGUACUAGUGACAUGAACUCUGUCCUAACAGGGAGAACAAACUCUUGUGUCUUGUCUUGUCUCUCCUGUCUUGUGCACAGGUUUUACAGCCACGAGGUGGGCACUUACAUUUAAGCUAUUAGACAAGAUGGCUGCCCUCAAAGACGUUUGGUGUUUAUUUAAUUUAUAAGAAAGGCAUGCUUUCUUCUGCAUGCGGCUCACAGAACAGGCUUUAUUUGUCCGCUUCUGACAUUCUUGUUUUCCCCUCUUCCUCUUUUUCUCCUGAGAAAGUUGACAGUGCAGUAGAUGUCUCCCGCGGGUGGGGGGGCCGAGGACUUCACAUCCUGCCGGCUUAUAAAACCAGACCGAACAAAGAGCCACUGCCAUUCAAAUGAAACCCUGACAGCAGAUUAUGGCCUGAAAAUCCAUUUUUGCUCACAGAUCUCUGCUUUUACAGUACAUCUUCAGCGGUAGCAGCAGGUUGAUUGUAACCCAGUUACGCUCCUAAAAUCUCAUUCUCAGAGGGGGCUUUUGGGCUUUCCGUCUCUCCCACGUGCAGUGAGGGGAACCACUGCAGAAGAUGGUGUUGAAUAUAAAUCAUAACGAGCGAAGGAUUUCCGCCUUUCAUCCCCAGUCUCCCUUUCCUCAUUCUUUCAUGCAGUAAAUUGAAAUCACCGAAUAGAAAAUGGGGGAGAAAAAAAUCAUUAUCUUUCUCUUUUUGUUUGGGUGUGAUGCUCCUUUCCAGCCUGCCAAGAUUAGAUCUCUCUCUUUCUGCUGCGUAACAGGAGUCUCCUCUUGUGGCUAAGUGCAGAAGCUGUGUUCCUCAUUAUGACUAACAACUGAGAUAAAAGGAGGUGAAUUUAAAUAAGGAGCAGAUGUGAUGUAGAUGUUUUUUUCUUUUUUUUGCUCCCCUUUCUUUCACGAUACCCCCCCCCCCCUCCCCACAUACUGUGCAUGUGUGAGAACAUGCACAGUAUGUCACCAUGAAGAAACACAAUGUGCUCUGGCUCUUUGCAAUCAAACCACGUUCUUUUCAUGACGGCACUAAUAUGCAGAAAGGAAAUGAAAUCCCCCUCUCAGUUAUAAUGGAACUGAUGCAUCCCUGAUGAUAAUAGUUACUCAGCAAAUUCUGACUGGGCUUUUGAAAAGGGGAAGACAGCUGCUUUUUUUUUCCAAAGAUCAAAAGCUAUAAUGUCUUCGAGCUGAGUCAGUAUAGAGAGAUGACGACAUUACAGCAACUGCAACUGUGUUGCAGUCGAGUCACCAAUUGUCGAGUUUGAGUCAAGUCUCGGGUCCAGUCGACUCCAGAGAAUAGCGACUCGAGUACUCCAUCACUGCCUAUUACACACAUACACAAAGUCAGAAACUUCAUCCAACUUCCGAGUCAAAUUUCAUAAAUCCUUGAGUCCGAGUCAUCAGUGCGCAAGUCCAAGUCGAGUCCUGAGUCUUGAGAAUAGCGACUUGAGUCAGACUCAAGUCUGAGUCCAGGACUCGAGUACCCCAUUACCGUAACAAUUGAAAGAAAAUGGCCAUAGGGGUUGAUUUUCCGUGUGUACAACGAUUAAACAUUGCUGUGUAUACAAGUACAAAUGUCACAGGAGCUAGACUAAAUGGGUGUCCUUUAUUAGGUUUAGACAGAUGCUGUAUAACUGGGGACACUGUGGUCAUUGGUGUUUGUAUACUAACCAGUAGCCUGUCAAAUGCAUUGAUGCAUAGCUGUGUGUAGGUCUGCAUGAGAGUUAACAUUUUAGUACAUAUCUUUGUUUUCUCAGACUUACGGUACAAAAUGGUCCAGAGUUAUGGCUCAUUUGUUAAAAGGUUGGUAUGACUAGAGAUUUUGUACUUUAAAGAGUCAUGCUAGGAUGCUGUAUGCUGAUGAGAUUUUGUGAGAUUUUUCUCUUUGAAAGUAGAAGUAUUUCUGUAUUCCUUGCUUGUUAGUAAACCGCUUUAUUUCUCAAAGAAAAGAAAAAAAGACAAGCUUUCUUAACAACUUUGCUUUUGUUGAUCCAAUCUAUUGAGCCUUGAGGGACCAAACUAUAAAU
Messenger RNA from Sander lucioperca (pikeperch), 6791 nucleotides. It is a transcript of the gene cbarpb, whose product is annotated as CACN subunit beta associated regulatory protein b. The record is from RefSeq and is a predicted model, not a curated record. NCBI's taxonomy places the organism in Eukaryota, Metazoa, Chordata, Actinopteri, Perciformes, Percidae. Gene Ontology annotation, molecular function: transmembrane transporter binding. Gene Ontology annotation, biological process: negative regulation of voltage-gated calcium channel activity; negative regulation of calcium ion-dependent exocytosis. Bases 617 to 3322 code for a protein of 901 amino acids. Gene Ontology annotation, cellular component: plasma membrane; secretory granule. The transcript is spliced from 11 exons.